Molecule: messenger RNA, 5597 nt
Organism: Eriocheir sinensis (Chinese mitten crab)
Lineage: Eukaryota; Metazoa; Arthropoda; Malacostraca; Decapoda; Varunidae
Product: prostaglandin E2 receptor EP4 subtype-like
Exons: 11
Coding region: 1564-3597 (677 amino acids)
Biological process (GO): positive regulation of cytosolic calcium ion concentration; inflammatory response; adenylate cyclase-activating G protein-coupled receptor signaling pathway
Cellular component (GO): plasma membrane
Molecular function (GO): thromboxane receptor activity
Source: RefSeq, a predicted model, not a curated record
GUGCUAGAAAGUGAGGGAAAAGUUUAUUAGCGGACCUGUGACAUUCCUACCCUCGUUCUCGUAUUCAUUCCCUCAUUAUAAGGACAGAUAAGAGAGCUUUUUGGAUACUUUCUGAAGACUUUGUGGAACUUUUGAACGUUGGCAGAGGGCGGCGAGUGAAGAAAAAAGUUUACAUUAGCCGACUCGUGGCACGCCCUCUUUCGCUCGCUCGCUCGCUCUCUCAUUAUAAGGAACAAAUAGCAAAGUUUUUCGGUACUUUUUCAAGACUUUAUCAAACUUUGUGACCUUGUGGAGAGACGAGGGAGUGAAACAGUAUUAGCUUGGUGAGGACUGACAGCUGAAAGGAAGAAAAAAAAAGAAGAAGAAGAAAAAGAAGGUGUUGGUGGUGCUGAAGGUGGUGUUGAGGGUGGUGGUGAUGGUGAUGACAGCGGUGGUGGUGGGGUGAUUCCGUGACUCACCAAUCAUGCAGAAGAACUCGAACGGGUUUGUAUGUGUCUGUGUAUGUGUCGUAGUGUUGUAGGUGGUGGUGGUGGUGGUGGUUCAGCGCGACAAAGCAACACAAGAACACACACCGUAACACAUGAGACACACAUUACAACACACGGAAACACAACUCCCGGCGAUGUUGCGUGACUCUGACGUAAUAUAACAACAUAUGAGGUAUUACCAAACAGGUUCUCCGUCUCGUCUACACGUGUCCUGCUGAAGAGAGCGUCCAGAGAGGGUCCAGAUCAGACUCCAAACCUCCAGUGAAGAGUCCAGAGAUUGACAUAGAAGAGUACACUGAAGAAGAGAGUCCAGAAGAGUCCAGGGAAAGAGCCGAGACAGUCCAGUGCAUCGUCCAGAGAGAGUCGAGGGAGAGUGAGAGGGAGUCCAAAGCAGGUCCACAGAAGAGUCCAGAGAAGCGAAUGGAAGGACAGUAAAGAGAAACGGUCAAAAAGGGAGUCCAGAAAUAGUCCAACGAAAGUCCACGGAAGCGAAUCGAAAGAGAAACAGUCCACAGACCCAAAAAAGUGAAUACACAGAAAGAGAGUCCACUGAAGAAGAAGUCCAAGAGAAAGUCCAAAGAAGAGGAAAUCCAAGUUCAGAGUCCGAGUCCAAAGAAGUCCCAGAGAGUCCACGGAAGAAGUCCAAGAGAGUCCAAAGAAGAAGUUGAAGUCCAGAGUCCGAGUGCAAAGAAGCGGAUACAUAGAAAAGUUCAGAAGAGCCUUAAGACGGUCCAAAGAAGAGGUCCAAAGAGCAGAGAAGAGAGUCCAGAAGGUUCAGAAAAGCGAGUCCACGUCCAAAGUGCCAAAGAGAUCAGUGAACUGUGACAAAAGAACAUCGCCUUCCUCUUCGCCUUCAUCCACUCCUUCAGGUCCCGUCUCGUUACCUCCUACCCCCCCCCCUCCCCCCCCUUCUCCGGUAGCGUCGAGGACCUGUCUCCGAUUCUUCUAACCUGCCCCGAUCUGCCCCGACCUGCCCCGAUCUCGCCCCGCUCCAUGGACACACCGAAACCAACCCACAUAACCCCAACGCACCAGCACCGUCACCCCCAGCACCCCCACCACCACCACCCCCGCCAUGUUACCGCACGCGAAGGAGGGGGUGAGUGAGGAGGUUGUGGGGGGGCCGGAAAGGGUGCCAUUGGGUUGUAACUGUGGGAGCGCGUUGGACGUAGCCAUGACCGACACGCUGAUGCAGGUGGAGUGCGAGGCGAACGUGACCUGUACCGACCUGAGCAAUGUCCCCGGAGCCACCAUUGUGUCCCCCAUCCUGCUGUCCCUGAGCGGCGUGGCGGGUCAGAUCUGGGCGCUGUACUACCUCUACACAAGCACGCGGCCCCAGCACUCCCGGACCGUGUUCUUCCUCCUCCUCAGCACUUUGAUAUGGACGGACCUGUUCGGGAAGGUGAUCACGACAACACCUGCCCUGAUCGCCUACGUUUACGGUGGCUGGGCUGGCGGGAAGCCGCUAUGCAACUUCCACGCCUUCUCCAUGAUGCUGAUAAGCCUGGUCACGCAUUUCCUCGUCUCCACCAUGGCCGUCGAGCGCUUCAUCGGCAUCAGACACGGCUACUUCUACAACAAGAACAUCACCACCACCAGGACCAAGUUGCUACUACUGGGGAUCUGGGUGUUCUCAGCCGUGUUCUGCAGCAUGCCUCUCUUCGGCGUGGGCCAGUACGCUCUCCAAUACCCCGGCUCCUGGUGCUUCGUCAACAUCCACGUCAGCGCCGCUUCGCCCAUGCUGCACCGCGUCUACACCAACGUCUUCGGCCUCUUCACGCUGGCCAACCUCCUCAUCAUGGCCGUCUGCAACAUCGUCGUCAUUACCACCCUUCUGUGCCUGCGCCUGUGUCGUCAGCAGUGUUGUGGCGUCAGCUUCUGUCAGCCCCAGCGAACCAACCGUCAGAGGGAGCUGGAAAUGCAGAUGGUGGUGGUUCUGGUCGUCAUUACCAUGGUGUUCCUCCUCUCCUGGACGCCCAUUGAUAUUCGACUAUUCCUGAACCAAAUUUGGCCACACCAGACCCGCGCCGAUCACUACCAAGACUUGAUUGCUGUUCGCCUCACCUCGAUCAACCAAAUUAUUGACCCGUGGGCCUACAUCAUCUGCAGGAAGGUGUUCGUGACGAGAGCGUGGCGGUGGAUGCGUCUCUCCCUCAUGGGCUCACGCUUCCUGGGCCGCGAGAAUUCCAGUCACCCGGGCAGCUCCAAGAGGACGCCGCGGCCCCCGGAGAAGCCCAUCUACCGGCCCACGUAUAAAGGAGUGGAGGACGACGUCAACGGGGCCAUGGAGAAGGGGGUCGUGGUGAUGGUGGAAAAGGAAGCCCUUCUCCCCGCCCCGCCCCCCGUCGUAGUCCCCCCGCCGCCCCACGACCCCCUCCUGAUGGCCGGGCUGGUGGAGGGCGUGGACACGGGCGUGGGGUUGACGAAGGAGGCGCAGGAUGGCUUCAGGGAUUCCGGGACUGGCUCACACAACACGCCCUCCACUGGCUGUAGCGACUCUGGAACCGCGAAUUGUAGCAUGCAUCUUCCUGCCCCCACAGAGGACAACAACGUGGUGCCAAUCCCGGUGUUCACGUCGCAGCAGUACCGCAUGUGUGCCGUCGAGGAGCUGAAGGAUCACGCCAGACUCAAACGCAUCACCUCCUCCGCCUCCGCCCGCGCCGCCCCCGCCUCCAGACCCGCCGCCCGGAGCACCUACGACGCGCCAGACACCCCGCCGGGCAGCUGGGCAUCGUGGGCCGGAACACAGGGGCGCCGACACUCCUGGUGCUGCCCACACGACGGGGCGGAUGGCAAGCAGUACCGUACCCAGAGCACCCAGACCUUCAAACCCGACACCCACACCCAUCACCACCACCACCACCACCUCCACCCACACUACCAGUACACCCACUACCUCCUCCCGCCCUCCUGCCAUCAGUAUACGCCCCAGGACCCUCGUCGGCUCUGCCCCGAUCACUGUACCGAGGCGACCGAGGCUGUGUUUACUGUAGGUGACACUGUGAGCCGGUUAAUGGAUGGCCGUGGUGCUGGUGCUGCUGUUGCGGGGAGUGGGGAGUACCUCAGGGGGAGUUGUGGGCCUGGGGAGUCGCGGCAGAGGAGUAGUUAGGCCGUGGUGGUGUGGUGGGAGGGUGAGGAAGGGGUGUUGGUGGUUGUGAGAUGCAGGGAUGGACAUUUGAAGGGAAGGGAUUGGGGAGGUAAACAGUACUAAGUUUCCCCUCUCCCUCCCUCUGGCUCUUUCCUCGUGAAGGGGGAAAGAGGGAGAGUGACAGAAACAAGGAAAAGAGGAAAGACAUUGAGGUGAGGAAAGAAGGAGGGGAUAGGAAAGAGAAAGGAGUGUGACAGAGCAAAGGAAAGAAGGAAGGAGGGAGGAAAAAAGAAAGGAAAGAAAGGAAGGAAAGACAUACGAUAGCAGGAUUACCAGUGAAGGAAGGAAGGAGGAGGAGGAGAAGGCAAAAAUGAAUGAAAGGUAUGUGAAGGAUGAUGUACGAUUUCCAGUGAAGGAGGAAAAAGAGACGAGUGAAAUAGGAAAGAAAGAAAAGAAGAAACGAUAGGUUGGAAGGAUGAAUGGAAAGAAGAAAGGAAAAAGGAAAAGAAAGAAAAGAGGGAAAGACGGAAAGAAAGGAAAGAAGAGAAAGAAAGAGGGAAGGAAAGAGAGAGAAAGGCAGCACACAUACAAAAGCACAAAGAGUUACGGUGCAGGAUAAAAAUAAGAAAGAAAAAAAUGGCAUAGUCUGUCCUCAAAGGUGAUAACUGAUGACCGACUGAAGAAUGAAACCUCCGAGUGUGAAAAAGGAUGACCACAAACAAUGACUUCCUCGAGGUGGCAAAACUGAUGACCAAGAGAGAGAAAAAAAAAGAGAAAAAACGAUUUGCUGAUAAGAUUGAAAACUGAUGGUCGAUAAAAAAAAUACUAGAAUUGAGGGAAGGGAAAAAAAGGGUGAUUUAGUGUGAAGAUAUGGCAUGAAAAAUAUAUAAAAAAGACAAGUGUGCAUAUAUACAAAUAGACAAACAAAUGAAUAUGUAAAAGGUUUGCUCUGUCUGUCUGAUCCAGUAUGAAAAAGUGUGACGCCGUGAAAAAAAAUUGAAAAAAGCGAAAAAAAUGGGAAAAUAAAAAGUGAAAAAGUGUAGAAAAGUGAGACAGUGAAAUAGUGAAAGUGUAAAAAAAGUUUGAAAAUAUUUUGGGAACUGCAAAGUGACGCUCGCUCUCUGGAUAACAAACUAGAAAAUAUAUGAAAGUCAGUCUCCUUCCGUCUGUAUGCCUGCUCUCCACCUACCCACCUAUCCACCUAUCCACCCACCUUUUUUUACAGUAGAGGAAACAGUUCAAGGGCAAAGAAAAGGAAACAAUAAUGGAAAACAAAGCCCACUACUCACUGCUCCUACAAAAAAGUCAAGAGGAGUGGCCGAAAGAUAGGUCAGUUUCGGGAGGACCCAAUGCCAAUGAACUUUGCUAUUCGUAUGUGUGGUGUGGGUCUUGUGUGUGUCUGUGUGUGUGUGUGUGUGUGUGUACCAACAAGAUGUACAAAUUUACGUGUUUAAGGCACAUAACAGAUCACAGUCAUAUAUGUAUAGAUUUAUUUACACGAAAUAUACAUAAAAAAAUAAAUCAACUUGAAAUUCUCACCGGUGAACGCACGAUAAAAAUGCUAAAAAAAAUAUGUUGAUAACUCUUUCGAAUUGUUUAGACGAGAGGAAGAAAAAGAGACACAGAGGAAAAAUGAUUAUAAUAAGAGUGUUUAGAGUGACUUGGAGCUGCAGGGAAAAAAAGUGCAAGAAAAAUGGUGCUCUAUAGAGAAGGUUCCAGUCCAUGAUAGAACAGAGAAAGAAAGAAAGAAAGAAAGAAAGAAAAAUGGUGCUGUUAAGACAAGGUUUCAGCCAUUGAUAGAGUAAAGAAAGAAAAGAAAGAAAGAAAACAACGAAGCAACAAAGUCUGUCCCAAAAUCAACUUACGUCUCGAAACUUAAAAAAAAAAAAAAAAAAAAACUUUAAAUACACUACGAUGGCCAAAGAGGAAGUGCAUAGUUGUAUAGUUUUACGUAUGUAUGUAUGUAUGUAUGUAUGUAUAUGUAUGUACUUGUAUAUAUAUAAAACUAUGAUCGUAUGUGA